AUGGCGCAGCAUCAUACAACUGAGGAGGCUUCUCAGCGAUAUAUCAAGGGGAAUGUGGCGAAAGGCAACAUCACAUAUAGCCAGAAAAAUAUGGAUAUGCUCUUCAAGGAGGCUGAUGCUGACAUGAAUUGCAGUGUGCCUGCAGCAUUGGAAGUUUGCCAUUUACCUGCAGAGGGUGAUGUUCACCAUGAACCAAAUUUUGAUGCUCUCGAAUCGCAUGACAUGAGAGAGCCUGCGUCUGGUGAAAUAAUUAUGGAGGCUGUGGGCUUUACGCAGGGAGAUCAUUCUUUGAAGAGUAAAGAGAAGAUGAAACUGCAUGCAUUAGCUCAUGUACUAGAUCAAAAGUGUUUCCUCCUCUCUCGCACGGGUGCAAAUUUUGUGGUGGAUAAUGAUCCUGGGUUAAUGUCAUAUCUGUUUCCACAUCUUGAUCCCUGGAAUAUUGGGGGAUUUAAUCACUGUGGACGUACAUCGAAGCAACAGUUGUCCAUGGAAGUUAAGGAAGGACGCAAAAUUUGCGUUUAUCUGCUGAAAUAUGAUACAAAAGAAGGAAAUAAGCAGAAAUACUUCAUUUCGAGUUAA
Messenger RNA from Suillus subalutaceus, 579 nucleotides. RefSeq lists its product as uncharacterized. The record is from RefSeq and is a predicted model, not a curated record. Bases 1 to 579 code for a protein of 192 amino acids. The transcript is spliced from 3 exons. NCBI's taxonomy places the organism in Eukaryota, Fungi, Basidiomycota, Agaricomycetes, Boletales, Suillaceae.